This is a messenger RNA of Fusarium odoratissimum NRRL 54006, 519 nucleotides long. RefSeq lists its product as uncharacterized. Bases 1 to 519 code for a protein of 172 amino acids. The record is from RefSeq and is a predicted model, not a curated record. Lineage: Eukaryota; Fungi; Ascomycota; Sordariomycetes; Hypocreales; Nectriaceae. The transcript has 3 exons.
AUGGCUCCAAGGGAUGUUGUUGUGACGAAAACGACAACAGCUGGAAACCGCGAACAUGUCCAACGUCUCGAAGCAUUCUAUGCUCAUCAGAUCUGUGACUGGAAAAGCGACGUUGAAUACUUGAGCGACUCGGUUGUCGUCGAUUUCCACCGCAGACUUAACCGUGCCUACACCAAGAUCAAGGCCGCCACCGACGAUUCUCAUAUCAUAGCGAGUACCACCGACCAAGAUACGAUCGAGCACGCCCUGGCUAUCGAGAACCUACGGGUUCAAAUUGAUAUCAGCAACUCCCUCCGCGGAAUCUUUGAGACCCUCCACCAUCGCGACGCCUACAGCAGCCACCCGAAAGGCAAACUGGAAUUGAAGCGCAGAUAUCCAACUUUAACUCCUCGUUUUGGUCCUGACGCCCUGCCUCAGCGAUUCUUCUUAGAGACUGGGCAGGUGGACGGCAUCAAGCGAUCUGCUCCUGGUAGUGAUGGAAAGGAUGCGGGCGGCGGGAAGAAGCCCAAAACUAAGUAG